Messenger RNA from Lethenteron reissneri (Far Eastern brook lamprey), 2428 nucleotides. RefSeq names its product arginine-hydroxylase NDUFAF5, mitochondrial-like. NCBI's taxonomy places the organism in Eukaryota, Metazoa, Chordata, Hyperoartia, Petromyzontiformes, Petromyzontidae. Gene Ontology annotation, cellular component: mitochondrion. The record is from RefSeq and is a predicted model, not a curated record. Gene Ontology annotation, biological process: mitochondrial respiratory chain complex I assembly.
UUCACUUCGGCACCCCGAGGGCGCCCCCCGGCGCGGUAGCCCGUGACCCGCCGACUCUCUCGUCGUCCCCACCUCAUCCUCCUCCUGCUACCACCUCGUCACCAGCCGUCCGCGAUGUCCGCCCGCCGCGGCGGCAGUGCUGUGGCGUUGACCGCAGCGAGAGCGUUGCUUUGGGCCGGCGCGCCCGGUAGGCCGCGGCGCAGCUCCCGUCUGGCCUGGUCGCCCCGCGGACUCGGAGGUGUCGCGGCCGGCGUGGCGAGAGGCGAGCCGGGGUCGGGACUGGAGUCAGAACCAAGACCGCGGUGUGGGUGCGAACCGUGGUCUGGAACCCGUGGAAAGAGCUCUACAUCGGGGUCGAGGCUUCUGGGGUUGACGCCGGGACCCGAGUGUUUGGAGUCGGACUUGAGACCCCGGGCCAGCGGCGGAGCCAGGACGGGUUCGGCCCUGCUGGGGUCUGGACUGCGUUUGGGGGCCCUGGGGCCCCGGGCACUCGGGAUCGGAGGGGCCUCCCCGGCACGGGCAGGGAGACCGGGCGGGCCGAGCGUCGUCGGAGGCGCGGCGACGGCGGCGUUGUCGCUCAGCAGCGCGGCAGGCGGAGGGGUGAACGUGUUCGACCGGCGCAUGAAGCGGAGGCAGCGGAGCUGGGCAGCGUCUCGACCGAACGCGGAGAGCUACGACUACCUGCGGCAGGCGGUGGCGGAACAGAUUGUCGACCGACUGUUCGACGUUUCAAGGAUGUUCCCCAUGGCCCUGGAUGUGGGUGCUGGGCGUGGAUACAUUGCUCAGCACCUCAAUAAGGAGACCGUGGAGCUGAUGAUCCAGACGGACACGACGCACGAUGCCCUGAGGCGUCCCCUGGCCACAGAGGUGGAGACUCGCUGCGUUGUGGCAGACGAAGAGUUCCUGCCGUUUCCGACGGACACAUUCAACUUGGCGUUGAGCAGCCUGAGCCUCCACUGGGUCAACGACCUGCCCGCUGCGUUCCAUCAGAUCCACAGGGUGCUGAAGCCCGACGGCGUCUUUGUCGGGGCUAUGCUGGGCGGGGAGAGCCUCUUCGAGUUGCGGGGGGCCCUGCAGCUGGCCGAGAUGGAGCGCGAGGGGGGCUUCUCGCCGCACGUGUCGCCCUUCACCACGGCGGCCGACCUGGGUGGGCUGAUGACGCGCGCCGGCUUCACCAUGCUCACCGUGGAUAUGGACGAGAUUGUGGUUCGUUAUCCGACGAUGUUCGAACUCAUGGCCGACUUGCAGGGGAUGGGCGAGAGUAACUGCACGUGGAACCGGAAGGCGAUGCUGCACCGGGACACGAUGGUCGCGGCUGCUGCCAUCUACAAGGAGAUGUACGGGCCAACGGAAGACUCCAUCCCGGCCACGUUCCAGGUGCUGCACAUGAUCGGCUGGAAACCGCACGAGUCACAGGCCAAGCCGGCCAAGAGGGGCUCGCAGACUCGAUCCUUUGGCGAUCUGGGCCGCUUGGAGCCGAAGACGAAGUGAACUCUGCCCUGCCCCCUCAUGUGCACAGACUCGCACACGACACGGAUCCGGGUUCUCAAGGCCAAGCGAGUUGAUGGUUUCAUCUCGGUCAUCGAUGUACUGAACAAACAAAACUCCCGUGUAUCGUUUUGGAUUUUUACUUAAUCCUGGCCCGCCAGCGGAGGUCUUACAUUACAAAUGUGUCGAAUCAACGACGUUGGGGAAAACCACUAUCCACUAACGAGACCGAGACGUCGUCAAAUGAACUGUUAAUCACAAAUCACAUUGUUGAGCAGAGAGCCUGGCUUCAAAAUACAGUGCACAACUUCCACAAAUAAUAGGGAGAUUUGUUUUUUGUCUUGUGAAGGUCUCCCCAAGUUAACUAUUGCUCGUCACUAAGUCUGCUCCAGUGGUGUGCAGUGACACGGGAGUUGAAAGGUGAAGGAUGCAAGAGAUCGCAACACUUUAUUAAAACACGCGGGUAUCCACGUUUACAAAGCAAGCUCUUCACUUCCAAGUCACAAACUCGUGGACUCGCACACCGAUGUAUUGCCAGGCAACUUGGCUUUGAUAUUUGCGUCCGUCGACGAGAUGUUGCCAAGUUGCCGGUUGCUCGACACUCGAUUCCGUGGUGAACGUUCGGAUUGACUUAAUGCAAUCAAGGCGGCUCAACUCAACCGUCCCAUGGGGAUUGAAAUUCACCUUCUGCUGCUGCCGUAAUUACCGGGGUUGACGAGGGACAUGACCCCUGCCGGGGACGCACGUGUUUAGAAGUCGUCCGGUUGAGAUGCAGCGACUCGCACGAGUGAGUUGCCCAAGUGGCAUCGUCACCCCCUGCUAGCGCUCAUGGACAAGAAUUUGCGUGCGUCUUUAAAAAUGUGACAAUUGCAUUUUUACCUAAACACUUUUGAAUUUGUGUUUGCCUGCAUGUGUUUUAAAUAAUGUGUUUAUUUAUACA